UAAACGGCGACCCACAUGGCCUCUCCCCAUAGGCUCCCCGGCCGCUUCCCCCAAUCCGAACAUGCCAAUGCCAUCAUCCCCCGCGCCACCCAUCUCCACGGUUUCCUCAUCCCACGGUGCCCGUGCCCACCACCUGUUCGACCACCUGACACGCCCGCCAUGCCUCCCGCCCUCACCUCGAACCCGCCUUCCUUCCGCCCCCUCUCCACGCCUCUCACCCGCCGCCGCGCCGCGGCAACCUUCCUCUGCCGCGUCGGCGCUGGCAGGCCGUCCAAGGACACCGGCGCGGAUGACGAGCCCAAGAAGAGGCCCUUCUUCGCCGAUUUCGGCAAGCUCUCGGACGGCAAGUCACUGAUACCGGCCUUCCCGCCGGCGGCGGCCGGGUCUCUGUUCGCUGGUGGGAGGGGGAGGAAGGACCCGCAGACGGUGUUCGUCGCGGGCGCCACAGGGCAGGUGGGUGUCCGCGUCGCACAGACGCUCCUGCGGCAGGGGUUCGCGGUGCGCGCGGGGGUGCCGGACCUCGCGUCCGCUCAGGAGCUGGCCCGGCUCGCCGCGGCGUACCGGCUCAUCUCCCCUACCGAGGCACGCCGACUCAAUGCGGUGAAGUCGGGUUUCGACGACCCCGAGGCGAUCGCCAAGUCCAUCGGCCCGGCGACCAAGGUGGUGGUUACAGUCAGCGCAGCUGAGAAAGGACCUGACGGCGGUGUGAUCACCACCGACGAGGCGCUCCGGGUUGUGCAGGCCGCUGACCUUGCCGGUGUGGUACACGUUAUUGUGGUGUAUGACCAGGGGGCUGGUGGCACCAGCGGCGAGUCCACAUACAAUGUGCUCGACGGGUUCACGUCCUUCUUCUCGAACCUGUUCUCCCGUGUGCAGUCACUGCCCCUAAACGAGUUCUUGGGCAAGGUGGUGGAGACCGACGUCAGGUACACUCUCAUCAAGACGUCACUCACGGAUGACUACAGUCCUGAGAGUUCCUAUGGCUUGGUGCUGGCCAAGGAGGGUGCGUCCAGCACGACUUCCUCGACAGAAACCGGCAAGGUGUCCAAGUUGCAGAUUGCUGGUCUUGUGGCAGAUGUCUUCUCGAAUGUAGCAGUUGCGGAGAACAAGGUUGUCCAAGUUUCAACUAGCUCGUCAGUAACAUCCAAGCCCAUAGAGGAGGCUUUCUCAGCUAUCCCUGAAGACAGUAGAAGGAAGGAGUACCAAGAAGCUGUUGCAAAGGCACAGGCAGCAGAAGAGGAGGCUCGGGUUUCGCAGCGAGCUAACGAGGCAGAAGAGGAUACCAGUAAGGUCAAAGCCGAGGGGAAGAAGACGUCCUCUGAUGAGGCAGCUGCAAGUGCGGCGCGUGAGGCACAAGCUUCUCUGGAGAACCUUCUGAGCAGAGCCAAAGGGUUCAGCACGGAUUUCUCCUGGGAGAAGCUCAGCACACAACUUGCAGGAGCGGCCACGGGGGACUCAGACGAGGAGGAACCAAAAGCGCAGAUCGCCACCGUGAGAGGUCAGGCAAAAGCAAAGAAACUGGCACCACAGAGAGCUGUUGUUAAGCCCGCGGCGCAGAAGACGAGACCACCAACACCAAAGCAGCCGGAAACCAAGCCGGAGGUGAGGCCCGUCUUUGGGGGACUCUUCAAGCAAGAAACAAUCUUUGUGGACGAGGACUGAGCUAUGCAGGCAUUUUCUUUCUCUUUUGGUUAUCCUUGUGAAGCUCUUGAUGUAUUCUUGGAAGGUGCAUGAGUGACAGUUGUAUAAAAUUGGCCGCGAUAGCCGAGUAUCACUCUCUGCCCUGUGAGAGCAAGUUCAAUAGUAUAGCCAACCAUUGGCUCUAAUUUA
Messenger RNA from Oryza brachyantha (malo sina), 1830 nucleotides. Its product is annotated as protein PLASTID TRANSCRIPTIONALLY ACTIVE 16, chloroplastic. The record is from RefSeq and is a predicted model, not a curated record. The transcript has 4 exons. The coding region runs from base 16 to 1662 and encodes 548 amino acids. NCBI's taxonomy places the organism in Eukaryota, Viridiplantae, Streptophyta, Magnoliopsida, Poales, Poaceae.